Molecule: messenger RNA, 2676 nt
Organism: Triticum aestivum (bread wheat)
Lineage: Eukaryota; Viridiplantae; Streptophyta; Magnoliopsida; Poales; Poaceae
Product: wall-associated receptor kinase-like 3
Exons: 5
Coding region: 1-2676 (891 amino acids)
Biological process (GO): protein phosphorylation; cell surface receptor signaling pathway
Cellular component (GO): plasma membrane
Molecular function (GO): protein serine/threonine kinase activity; ATP binding; polysaccharide binding
Source: RefSeq, a predicted model, not a curated record
AUGAGCCUCCUCGACGCGCUAUGCUGUCUGCUCGCACUGCUGUUGCUACGGCUGUCGACGGCGCAAGCAUCCGGCUUGCAAAAGAGCCGGCCGGCGAAUGGAACCGUUCCCUCCUCCGCCACGCUUGCCGGUUGUCGGAAGAGCUGCGGCAACCUGAGCUUUGAGUACCCUUUCGGCAUCGGCGCCGGCUGCUUCCGGGACCCGGACUUCGAGCUCAUAUGCGACAACCACAACACCACGCAGGCCCCCAUGCUCUUCCUGCACGACGGCAUCACCAAGGUACACAUGGACAUCAACGCUACUACCCACUGGAAGAUGAGCAUGAGCAACACUGAAUUGCAAAUCAAUAAUGAAUUUCUAGUAUCAUUUUCCCGUACCAUCUAUUUGAGACCGGACGUCCACAUAUACCACAUCUCAUGGUAUCCUGGGAGAUCUUUCCGUUUUCUCGCCAUGGAACCAGGCAUCAUAGGCUGCGACUUCGACGUCAGCAUGCUCGAAGAUUCCACACAAACGAUGGUGCGACGGUGCACAGUUACAUGCCCCAGCAGAAAUACCACGGCCGAUGAGGACGGUGGACGGAACUGCAACAACACAAGAGGAUGCUGCUCCUUCAUGGUUACUGAUGUUGGCGCCACCGUCCGGCUCAAGUUCGUACGCCGCCCAAGGACAGGAGGGAAGCAUGAAUCUCAAGGGCACAACAGCCGAAGCUCCAUCCAGGAUAAAAUCCAUGUUAGCAUUCGAGCUAGUCUGUCGUGGGGUGUCGUGGACGAUCAACUCACAUCGCCUGGAAGCUUCCAAAAUAGAACAGAUUAUGCAUGUCUCAGCAACCACAGUGGAGAAGCACCGCAAAUUUCAGCAUCACCCUACUACUUUUAUAAUUACUUUUAUAAUUGUCAGUGCGACAAUGGUUACCAAGGCAAUGCCUACAUAGCCGAUGGCUGCUCACGCGACAAAGGGUACAGACAAUUACAACAGAAGACUAACUGCUCUAGAUGGUGCGGGAACAUAAGUAUUCCGUUCCCUUUCGGCCUAGGACGCAGGUGUUCUGCAAGGAUGUCGUUCCAGCUAAAAUGUGCAAAUUCAACGACGUCCACACUAAAUUUCUAUGCACCGAGCUUCACGGAAAAGCAUAUUGAAUACAUAAAUAUCAACGAGGGGCUAGUUGGUAUUACGGCCUCAACCUAUACUGAAGGUCAAACUACUUUCAUUGUAAGAGAGGACCCUGCGCUCUACAUUGGCUUAGGGAUAUCAACAUCUUUCCGAUGGGCCGUCGCCAAUUUAACAUGCCAGGAAGCUCAAGAGGACGCUAUGAGGGGAAUCCAUAUAUCACAACCGGGUGUCAAGAUAUUGAUGAGUGCAAGGCGCCGGGUAUUUGUAAAGAAAUCUGUAAUAACAUUAUGGGAAGCUACUAUUGCACCGAAUGUUCUGGUAAAACAACGUAUUACCAUCGGGAUUAGUGUUGGCCUCGGUGUUCUACUUCUUAUCUUGAGUGUUACAGUUCUCAUCCGCAGAUGGAAAAGAGGCAUCCAAAAAAAACUUCGUGGAAAGUACUUCCGAAAGAACCAAGGCCUCCUACUGGAACAACUAAUUUCAUCGGAUGAAAACGCAAGUGACAGGACCAAGAUUUUUUCCUUGGCAGAGCUAGAAAAGGCAACAAAUAACUUUGACUCCACACGUGUUGUUGGUCGCGGAGGGCAUGGCAUGGUGUACAAAGGUAUAUUAUCUGACCAGCGGGUAGUAGCCAUAAAAAAAUCUAAAGUUAUUGAGCAAGUUGAGAUUACUCAGUUCAUCAACGAGGUCGCUAUCCUCUCGCAAAUAAACCACCGUAAUAUUGUCAUGCUGUUUGGAUGUUGUCUUGAGACGGAAGUCCCACUACUAGUAUAUGACUUCAUCCCAAAUGGUUCACUAUUUGGAAUCCUCCAUGCUAACCCAACCAACGACUCCAUGUUGUCCUGGAAUGAUUGCUUGAGAAUUGCUACAGAAGCUGUCGGCGCACUUUAUUACCUCCACUCAGCUGCUUCAGUAUCAAUCUUUCAUCGAGAUGUCAAGUCCACGAACAUACUCUUGGAUGGAAAUUACACGGCGAAAGUAUCUGAUUUUGGUGCUUCAAGAUUGGUUCCAAUUGAUCAAACUCACGUGGUUACAAAUAUACAAGGCACCUUUGGAUACUUGGAUCCGGAGUAUUACCACACGGGCAUACUAAAUGAGAAGAGUGAUGUUUAUAGCUUUGGUGUAGUACUUGUAGAGUUGCUUCUAAGAAAAAAGCCUAUUUUUACAAGUGACUCUGGGAUAAAGCAGAAUUUAUCCAACUACUUCCUUUCUACGAUGAAUGAGAAACCACUUGCAGAAAUAGUUGAUGCUCAAGUGCUGGAGGAGGCAACAGAGGAAGAAAUUCAUGAUGUCGCUGCUCUUGCAGAGACUUGCUUGCGGCUCCGAGGCGAUGAGAGGCCUACUAUGAAACAAGUGGAGAUGAUAUUGCAGGCUGUGCGAUCCAAAAGGUUGAGAUCGUGUCAGGUUGCUCCAAGAAAUGAAAGUAUGCAACCAUUCUUAUGUGGACAAAGCCAGGUCACACGUCGGCCGGUGAUUGCUGACAGAGCUAACUCGGCUUCUGAAAUGAGCCAUAAUUGCUACAACCUGGAGCAAGAGUUUAUGGCGUCGGCGACCCUACCACGCUAG